This is a messenger RNA of Scomber japonicus (chub mackerel), 2452 nucleotides long. RefSeq names its product heterogeneous nuclear ribonucleoprotein M (gene hnrnpm). The record is from RefSeq and is a predicted model, not a curated record. The coding region runs from base 99 to 2180 and encodes 693 amino acids. The transcript has 16 exons. Gene Ontology annotation, biological process: alternative mRNA splicing, via spliceosome; regulation of mRNA stability involved in response to oxidative stress. Gene Ontology annotation, molecular function: mRNA binding. Gene Ontology annotation, cellular component: cytoplasm; post-mRNA release spliceosomal complex; nucleus. Lineage: Eukaryota; Metazoa; Chordata; Actinopteri; Scombriformes; Scombridae.
CCAUUUUCGUCUGCUCCUGGUACAGUCAUCAAGUCAGCAGUAAUUUGUUGGUACAAGGUACUGUUUAUUGUCGGCAAUAUAACUACCGUGUUUAGAAGAUGUCCAACGAGCAGGUCGAAAACACCACCGAAAAAGCAAGCACACAGCCGCCACCGCCGCAGCAGCAGCAACAACAACAACAACAGCAGCAGCAGGAGGUGAAUGGGAAAGCCAAGCAUGAGUCUGCCUCCAGCAGAAAGGAGAGGCCCCAGAAGAGAGGUGGAGGGGGGCGCUAUGAACCUUAUGGCAACGUGAACAAAAGAUACCGUGUCUUUGUCAGCAACAUCCCAUAUGAUGUGAAAUGGCAAGCCCUCAAAGACUUGAUGAAAGAAAAAGUGGGUGAGGUAACGUACGUGGAACACUUAAUGGACGCAGAAGGCAAAUCGAGGGGUUGUGCUGUUGUUGAGUUUAGGACUGAAGAGCUAAUGAAGAAAGCAGUGGAGAAGGUCAACAAGCACAAUCUCAAUGGACGACCCCUGAAAGUUAAAGAGGACCCUGAUGGUGUCAUUGCUCAGAGGGAAAUCAACAAAGGGCAAGGGGGCGGAGGCCCUCCAGGGGGGCAUGGAGGAAUGGGAGGUAUGGGUGGAAUGGAUCGUAUGAACAUGGAUAGGAUGGGCCCUGGACCAAAUGGCCCCAUUGUCAAUAUCCCUCCUAGUCUGAUGAGCAACCCCAACAUCCCCAAUGAGAUCAUCCAUGGUCUGCAGGCUGGCAGGAUUGGCAGCACUGUCUUUGUUGCUAAUCUUGACUACAAAGUUGGCUGGAAGAAGCUCAAAGAAGUGUUCGGCAUGGCAGGCAUGGUGGUUAGGGCUGACAUUCUUGAGGACAAGGAUGGAAAGAGCAGAGGCAUGGGAACAGUAACAUUCGAUAUGCCCCUUGAAGCUGUCCAAGCUGUCUCCAUGUUCAAUGGGCAGCUGUUGUUCAACAGGGUCAUGCAUGUCAAACUGGAUGAGAAGUCCUUGCCCAAGGAUUUUGGACCACCAGACAGAGCAGCUGCUCUUCCCCGUGGCCUGAGUGGUGUUGGUUUGGGAUUGGGGCCUGGUGGCCAGCCCAUUGAUGCUGCACAACUUAACAGGGGUGGGGCUGCAGGUGGUGGAAUGGGCAACAUGGGCCCCGGAGGAAUGGAUGGAAUGGGCUUCGGUGGCAACAUGGGAGGCCGUAUGGGAGGAGGAAUGGAGAACUUUGGAGGAAUGAACAACAUGGAACGUUAUGGUUCUUCAGGGAUGGGCAGAAUGAAUGAGAUGGACCGUGGGAUUGGUGGUGCUUUUGACAGGGAGUUUGGUCGAAAUGAAAUGGGCAUGUCUCGCAAUAAUUUUGGAGACUCAUUUGAAAGAGGAAUGGGAAACUCUCUGGGUAUGGACCGCAUGAGUUCCGGAAUGGACCGCCUGGGAGCAAGUAUGGAUCGCAUGGCAGGGAUGGAUCGGAUGGGGAUGGACAGAAUGGACCGUGUGUCUGAUCUGGACAGACUGGGUUCUGGGUUUGACCGAAUGGGCUCAGGGAUGGACCGGCUGGGACCCAGUAUGGACAGGCUUGGACCAAGCCUGGAACGUAUGAGUUCCAGCAUGGACCGCCUAGGCCCUGCUGGGUUUGACCGCUUGGGCCAGUCUGGUUUGGACCGCAUGGGUGCUGGUCUGGACUUUAGCUCCCCAAUGGGUAUGGAUCGCAUGGGCAACAGUGGGCUUGACAGAAUGGCCAGCAGCUUUGACCGCAUGGGCUCCGCCGGAGGGCUCGACCGCUUCCCUUCUGGUGGCCUCGACCGCAUGAGCUCUGGAAUGGACCGGAUGGGAUCUGGAGGUGUUGGUCAGUUUGAUCGUUCUGCAGACUUGGAUCGUGGAUUUGGUGGCAAUUCCUUUGGAGGAACUGGAGCUGGAGGGCCUGGAACUGGAGGAGGCAAUGUCAGGAAGGGAUGCCAAAUUUUUGUCAGAAAUCUGCCCUUUGACUUCACCUGGAAGAUGCUGAAGGAUACUUUCAAUACUUGCGGCAUGGUUCAGUAUGCUGAUAUUAAGAUGGAGAACGGCAAGUCCAAAGGCUGUGGUGUAGUUCGCUUUGACAACCCUGAAACCGCUGAGCGUGCCUGCCGGACCAUGAAUGGCUAUCGGCUGAAUGGAAGAGAGAUUGAUGUUAGGAUUGAUAGGAAUGCAUAAGUUAUGUCUGUCGCAUUUGAUAUUUGAUAUUUGAUUUAGUCCCUGAUCUAAAUUGCCCUUCAACAUAUUCAUAUUCUCUUCACACGGUUUGUUAGAUAUUUGUAAUGGUGAAACUGUUUUAGUUAUUUGUAACAGUGGAAUUGUUUUUAGUUUUUACUUACUUUAAUUUUACUUUUUUUUUUUUUUUUUUUGGAGACCAAAUUUUAAAUUCUUUGUCAUGCUUCACCUGUCAUUGCCUUUGUUCUAUAAGGUUUUGAUAAAUAAACCUCUAA